Messenger RNA from Schizosaccharomyces japonicus yFS275, 1956 nucleotides. Its product is annotated as RNA-binding protein Mcp2. The record is from RefSeq and is a predicted model, not a curated record. Bases 1 to 1956 code for a protein of 651 amino acids. Gene Ontology annotation, molecular function: RNA binding. The transcript has 2 exons. NCBI's taxonomy places the organism in Eukaryota, Fungi, Ascomycota, Schizosaccharomycetes, Schizosaccharomycetales, Schizosaccharomycetaceae.
AUGUGUUCUAUUAAACCAUCAGGUACUACGACUAUUUCCUCAAAUUGUUCGAACAAUGCUAUGGGAGACGCUAAAACGGCCUCCCAACGUCGACUUUGCGAAACAGAUUCCUCUGUUCGACAUUUAACUGAAGAAUUAAACGCGCUAAAGCUUCUCGUUGAAAAACAACAAAACGAAAUUGAGACGCAGCGCCGAGAUCUCUCGCUUAAAUCUAAGCACAUCGUUAAACUCACUCAAGCUAUCUCAAACGGUGAGCGCUCAUCAUCAAUGAUAAAUGCUCCUCAUUUAUUGUCAAACGAUCUUAAAGCGAGAAAUUUCUCUUCAAACCUUCUUCAAAACAAAAACGGUGUUUCGGGUAGUGACGAUCUUUCGCUUUCCUACUCAGCCAAAGCACUGUCAAACAAAACUAACUAUCUCGUGGGCGAUUCUCUAGAAGUCCCAAACGAAACAGCUUCCUUGUGUGGGCAUCGCAACUUCUCAUUGGAGGGGGCCAGUUCUUCUUCGAAGGAUCCCGUUUCGUUCAUCUCUGAUCAUUUCGGGAGAGAGAACUGCUUCAACCCGUCUUCUUCCUCGGGUCGCGAUAACAAACUAUCGCUGGUUUCGGUCCAGAAUGGCUUUUGGCAAUCUUCGACUCAUGCUCCCCCGGUGGCGGAAAGUCCCUUAUCGAACAGUUUAACAGGCAGUGAUACAUUUCCCUUUCGUUCGAGGGGCGCCGCACCUUCUGUGACAGCAAAACCGUUUUCACCUCAGCUUGUUUCACCUCGUGGCUUUGGAAAGCAGUUAUACUCCGGUACGACCUCUCGAUCAAAUGCUUUCGAAGAUCACUUUGGCCAAAGUCAUGCUUCCACAAAUUCACCAAACCACAUGAAACCUACAACCAACCUCCGUGCUAUAUGGAAUGGUAAUGCGACUCCAGAAACUUCCGUGGAAGAUCCUGUUCUCAAGGACGGAGCAGCAAAAUACAGAAAGCUUUCAGAAAGGAAUGCUGUGUAUGAUUGGAAGCAGAAACUGAAGGUUGCGGCCCCUGCCAUCAAGCAUUCUAUCAUUGAUACCAUUUUGGAGCAAGCUUACCCACUAAUGUUAAACAGAUUUGGCAAUUUUUUGGUCCAAAGAUGUUUUGAGCAUGGAUGGCCUCAGCAUGUCAGAGCCAUUGGAGAAACUAUCUUGGGACAUGCAUUACAGCUUGCUACGGACCCGUUCGGGUGUCAUGUUGUACAAAAGGCACUUGAUAAUGUGACAGAGGAUAUUAAGCUUGCCAUACUGGAUGAACUGUUCGUGCACAUUGGAUCGACCAUUACGCAUCACUAUGCUUGCCACGUAUGGCAGAAACUUUUUGAAGUACGCUGGUCGGAAUGCGGAUCAAAUCUGAUGACUCGAGUCAAUGAUGCUUUACGCGGUAAAUGGGCAGAAAUUGCACUGGGUGAAAAUGGAAGCCUUGUUGUUCAAAACAUGUUCGAAAAUUGUGUUGAAGAAGACAAACGUGAGUGCAUUGAAGAAGUUAUCAGCAACUUGGAUACUAUUGCUAGAGGGCAAUGGGGCAAUUGGGUCAUACAACACAUGCUGGAAAAUGGACAUCCAAAAGAUCUUGACCGAGUGACUACCUUGCUCUUGGCUAAGGCUGCUGAUUACAGUGUCGAUCAAUAUGCUUCUAAGGUUAUUGAGAAGGCUAUUAAAAUCGGUUCGAAUAACUUCAUUCCGCGAUACUUAACACAGGUCACUACUACACGUGUAAAUAGGACUCGGCAACCGUUGGUUGACAUAGCUUCUGACCAGUAUGGAAACUAUCUUGUCCAACAAAUACUCCAAGUUGCGCAGCCGCAGGAAAAGGAAGUUGUUGUGAGACACAUAAAAAAGCAUAUGGUGUCCCUUCGCGGCAGCAAAUAUGGUCAAAAGGUUGCAUUUAUGGUUGAAAAACUUAAGAAUCAAACCUUUGUGAACACUCAAACUACACUUUAG